Molecule: messenger RNA, 849 nt
Organism: Torulaspora globosa
Lineage: Eukaryota; Fungi; Ascomycota; Saccharomycetes; Saccharomycetales; Saccharomycetaceae
Gene: BCP1
Product: protein-transporting protein BCP1
Exons: 1
Coding region: 1-849 (282 amino acids)
Cellular component (GO): nucleus
Source: RefSeq, a predicted model, not a curated record
AUGGUCCAGGCUGUCAAGCUAUCCGAGGUGAGCAAUAGAAAGAGGCGGGUGGACGAAAACGAACCGAGCGAAGAAUCUGACAUCAAUGUCAGCAGUACCGACUCAGAGAACGACAGCGACGACGACGACGACGAUGACGGUGGCAAACAAAUUGUCAACGUAGACUUUGAUUUCUUUAAUGGGAACCCAGAGGUAGACUUCCACGCCUUUAAAAACCUUCUACGUCAACUGCUGGGACCGCAGGAGAGUAGCCGAGUUCAAAUCAGUCAGCUGGCAGAUCUCAUGCUACAGUCUCCGACCACCACGAUCAAGACCGACGGCCAAGAAUCAGACCCAUACUGCUUUCUGUCGUUUAUCAACUACAAAGAGCACCGCGACAGCGACUACGCCCAAUAUCUGCGUAAGGCGGAACCGAAACUGGCCGCGUUCCUGCAAUCGAUAGACUCCAACCAAACCAAAAGUUGCGCGCUGGUGAUCAGUGAGCGUCUCAUCAACAUGCCCGCAGAAGUCAUGCCUCCUCUCUACAAGAUAACGCUCGAAGAUGUCACCAACACGCUCGGCGACGACAAGAAGUACGACUUCUACAUCAUCCUCAGCAGAAAAUACGAGGUGAACUUCGACGUCGACAGCGACGACGAAGAAGACACUAGCGCCAGGUCUAAGAAGCGUGUCAAGCAAGCAGAGAUCGACUACUUCCAUCCUGAGGACCGUUAUCUCGAGAAACACGCCAAGAUCAAGUGCGAAUCCCAGUCAAAGGGAGGUAUCAUCAGCUCCUACAUGGUGGUCGACCACCAGGGGCUCGUCGACAGCAUCAACGAACUUGAGCAAGAGAUCGCUUCCUGGAAGUAG